Molecule: messenger RNA, 1479 nt
Organism: Pipistrellus kuhlii (Kuhl's pipistrelle)
Lineage: Eukaryota; Metazoa; Chordata; Mammalia; Chiroptera; Vespertilionidae
Gene: CDK3
Product: cyclin dependent kinase 3
Exons: 7
Coding region: 29-946 (305 amino acids)
Biological process (GO): regulation of G2/M transition of mitotic cell cycle; G1/S transition of mitotic cell cycle; protein phosphorylation
Cellular component (GO): nucleus; cyclin-dependent protein kinase holoenzyme complex; cytoplasm
Molecular function (GO): ATP binding; cyclin binding; cyclin-dependent protein serine/threonine kinase activity
Source: RefSeq, a predicted model, not a curated record
CCCGGGGGAAGGGCGAGUCCCCAGCGGCAUGGACGUGUUCCAGAAGGUGGAGAAGAUCGGCGAGGGCACCUACGGCGUGGUGUACAAGGCCCGGCGCCGCGACUCCGGCCAGCUCGUGGCCCUCAAGAAGAUCCGGCUGGACCUGGAGGCGGAGGGCGUCCCGAGCACCGCCAUCAGGGAGAUCUCCCUGCUCAAAGAGCUGAAGCACCCCAACAUCGUCAGGCUGCUGGACGUGGUGCACAGCGAGAAGAAGCUGUACCUGGUGUUCGAGUUCCUCAGCCAGGACCUGAAGAAGUUCCUGGACGCCACCCCGGUGGCCGAGCUCCCCCUGCACUUGGUCAAGAGCUACCUCUUCCAGCUGCUGCAGGGGGUGAACUUCUGCCACUCGCAUCGGGUCAUCCACCGGGACCUGAAGCCCCAGAACCUGCUCAUCAACGAGCUGGGCGCCAUCAAGCUGGCGGACUUCGGGCUGGCGCGGGCCUUCGGGGUGCCCCUGCGCACCUACACCCACGAGGUGGUGACGCUCUGGUAUCGCGCCCCCGAGAUCCUCCUGGGCUGCAAGUUCUACUCGACGGCCGUGGACAUCUGGAGCAUCGGCUGCAUCUUUGCCGAGAUGGUGACCUGCAAAGCUCUGUUUCCCGGAGACUCGGAGAUCGACCAGCUCUUCCGCAUCUUUCGGACCCUGGGGACACCCAGCGAAGCCACGUGGCCGGGGGUCAGCCAGCUGCCCGACUAUAAGGGCAGCUUCCCCCAGUGGGCCAGGAAGGGGCUGGAGGACGUGGUGCCCAACCUGGAGCCGGAGGGCAAGGACCUGCUCCAGCAACUCCUGCAGUACGACCCCAGCCAGCGCAUCUCCGCCAAGGGCGCCCUCGCCCACCCGUACUUCUCAUCCGCCGAGCCCUCCCGGGCCCCGCACCAGUGUGUGCUGGAGCGCUUCUGCCGCUGAGGACGAGGCCGCCGCCCCCUCCCGGCUUCCCAGCAGGGCCGUCAGGAGAGGGCAGAGCUGAGGAAUCUGCAUCAGCCGCCAGAGGGCAGUGUGUGGGUUCGUCCUGCCAACAAGUUAGCGAGUUCCUGUGUUGUUUGUUGGGUUCGACGGUGCCAUUUCAAGACGGGGCACAGAAGCUCCAGGUGCGAGGGGCGUGUUAGGCCCUGGCUCUCCUGGCACUGGGCAGCAGGUCAGGGAAAGCAGGAAGCCUGUGCCGCCCGCCGGUGCUGCUGGGGCCAGGCGCUCCUCCGCCUCGCCCGCCCUCGGCUGCAGGGCCAGACCCUGCGGGGAAGGCUGCCCUCUGCUGGUCUUUCGGGAUUUAAAAUGUUUGGGGGAAGAGUUGAAUCCCAAGUUACACUGGAAGGAGGGUGUCAGGGAGGGGGCACGUUCCUGGCCCCAGUGUGUGUGGCUGUUCUGAGUAGUUGUCACCUAGGAUGUGUGUGCUUUUGUUCGAUUCUGGACUGAAGAGCAGGAAAUAAAAGUGAUGCUCUGAG